AUGUCGUCGAGACCAUCAGUUGCCGUAUGUACACAGGCAGCGACCCAUCAUCGAUCCGAUGGGGAUUCACCGUCCGAUCACAAGGCCAAGAUGUCGUCAUCGCUACGCCCGAGCGUCAACCCGGCCGACAACUACAACGUGUCCAGCCGCAGCGAGUGGAGCAGCGGAAAUCCUCCACCCGGAUUCAACGGCCAGAUGAUGCCGGGCACCACCCCGGCCGACAACUACAAUGUGAACAGCUCGACGUCGUGGUCCUCCGGCAAUCCGCCGCCCAACUUCAACCCGAACGCCCCGUUCGGGGGUAGUGUUUUUGGG
This is a messenger RNA of Mesorhabditis spiculigera, 315 nucleotides long. The record is from the annotation of a GenBank genome assembly. Lineage: Eukaryota; Metazoa; Nematoda; Chromadorea; Rhabditida; Rhabditidae.